Corylus avellana is the source of this 2011-nucleotide messenger RNA. It is a transcript of the gene HPL1, whose product is annotated as hydroperoxide lyase 1. Gene Ontology annotation, molecular function: oxidoreductase activity, acting on paired donors, with incorporation or reduction of molecular oxygen; iron ion binding; heme binding. Gene Ontology annotation, biological process: sterol metabolic process. Lineage: Eukaryota; Viridiplantae; Streptophyta; Magnoliopsida; Fagales; Betulaceae. The record is from RefSeq and is a predicted model, not a curated record.
AAACUCACACAAACACAAACUUUAGCAACCAACCAUGUCCAUGUCCACCAUGAUGAGCGCCACAAUGAGCAUAUCACCAGGCGUGCCAUCAUCGGCGCAACCGCCGCUAUCCUCACCACCGCCGGCAACAACCCUACCGCUUCGCACAAUCCCCGGCAGCUACGGGUGGCCGCUGCUCGGACCCGUUUCCGACCGGCUCGACUACUUCUGGUUCCAAGGCCCGGAGACAUUCUUCAAGAAGCGAAUCGACAAGUACAAGAGCACGGUUUUCCGUACCAACAUCCCCCCCACCUUCCCUUUCUUCUCCAACGUUAAUCCCAACGUUGUCGCCGUCCUCGACACCAAGUCCUUUUCACACCUCUUCGACAUGGAGCUUGUGGAGAAGAAGAAUGUUCUCGUUGGAGAUUUCAUGCCCAGCGUCAAGUUCACCGGCGAUAUCAGGGUUUGUGCUUACCUUGAUACUUCUGAGCCACAGCACGCUAAGCUCAAGAACUUCGCCAUGGACAUCCUGAAACAAAGCUCGAAAACGUGGGUGAGCGAAGUCCUGACCAACCUUGACACAAUGUGGGACACCAUCGAGUCCACCAUCUCCAACUCAGGCUCCGCCAGCUACCUCGUCCCUCUCCAACAGUUCAUCUUCAAGUUCCUCACCAAGAGCCUCGUCGGAGCCGACCCUUCGACCUCACCGGAAAUUGCCGAGUCCGGCUACAUUAUGCUCGACCGCUGGCUCGCCCUCCAGCUCCUCCCCACUGUCAAAAUUGGAGUCCUUCAGCCCCUGGAGGAGAUUUUCCUCCACUCAUGGGCAUACCCUUUUCUCCUUGUUAGUGGAGACUACAAAAAGCUCUACCAAUUUGUAGAAAAAGAAGGUAAGGAAGUAUUAAGCAGAGGUAAGAAUGUGUACGGACUGAGUUUAGAAGAAAGCAUUCACAAUUUGCUAUUCGUGUUGGGUUUCAACGCGUUUGGUGGUUUCUCGGUUUUCCUACCGAGUUUACUGAGUGCACUACUGAGUGAUACGACCGGUUUACAAGAAAGAUUAAGAAAAGAAGUACGAGAAAAAGGCGGUUCAACUCUGAGUAUCAACUCGGUGAAAGACAUGCAACUCGUUGAAUCAGUCGUGUACGAGACGCUCCGGCUCUACCCGCCGGUUCCGCUACAAUAUGGCCGCGCCCGAAAGGAUUUUCAAUUGAGUUCACACGACUCGGUCUAUGACAUCAAAAAGGGCGAGUUGCUUUGUGGGUUUCAAACUUUGGUGAUGAGGGACCCUAAGGUUUUUGAUGACCCAGAGAGUUUUAAACCGGACCGGUUCGUGGGUGAGAAAGGGUCCGAGUUACUGAGUUACCUGUACUGGUCCAACGGGCCGCAGACCGGUUCACCGAGUGAGUCGAAUAAACAGUGUGCGGCUAAGGACUACGUGGUCCUCACCGCCUCUUUGAUUGUUGCUUAUCUGUUCCGCAGGUAUGAUUCCAUCACUGGCGCCUCAGGCUCAAUCACAGCCGUUGAAAAGGCAAAGUGAGGUCGUGAUUGAUUGUGAUUUGUGGGGUUGUAAGUUUUGUCGCUAGUUGUGGCUGUACUGAAUCAAAAGCACAGAUAUUAAUUAUGGGAAAAAAAAAAAGGGUAAGUGGGGUCCACCAAUAAAUGAUUUAUAAAAAGAGUGAAAGGACGAUGGUGAUGUUGAAGUUUGAUGAAGGGAUCAUGUGUGGGGGCCAGUGUUUCUUAUCAUUUUGGUUAGUUGGAUUUGACACAAAUGGUCCCCACCUUCCAUCCCAUAACAUGGAUGAGUUCAAUGCUCCAUGUUUUUAGACAAAAAAGAUAUCUUGGUAUGUGAACAAAUGAGAUUCUUGUUCCCAAUUGAUUCCUUUUCAAUGGGAAGGAUUGCGGUAAAGAAACGAGAGAUGAUUGAAAUUUGAUUCCGACUCGAAUCGAUUAUUAAAUUAGAUAUAUUUGUAUAAACUUAGUUUGAUUCGAUUAAUAUUUGUAAACAUUAAUUGUAUAAGUUUAGUUCAGCUCGUUA